This is a messenger RNA of Rotaria sp. Silwood1, 1290 nucleotides long. The record is from the annotation of a GenBank genome assembly. NCBI's taxonomy places the organism in Eukaryota, Metazoa, Rotifera, Eurotatoria, Philodinida, Philodinidae.
AUGGAAAUAUGGAAAUUAUUUGACAUUAGUGAACCAUCAAAAAUUGAUAUAAUUUUAAAAAAUGCUAUUGAUACUGGUACACAACGUCCUGUUCAUACUCCACCAUAUAGAAAAUCAAACAAAGAUCAAGAAACCUUAAGAAAAGAAACAGAAAAAUUACUGAAAAAUGGACUUAUUGAACGUUCAACAUCACCAUGGUCUUCACCCGUCAUAUUAGUAAAAAAGAAAGAUAGAACAAGAAUAUUUUGUGUCGAUUAUCGUCGCUUAAAUCAUACGAAAUUUGAUUUUAAAGCUGGAUAUUUUCAAGUACCAUUAGAUAAAGCAGAUCAACCAAAAACAGCAUUUUCAACACGAGAUGGGCAUUUUCAAUUUAAAGUAUUAUCACAAGGCCUUACUAAUGGGCCACCAACAUUUCAACGUAUUGUUAAUCAAAUUUUAGGUCCAAACAGAUGGAAACAUGUACUCGCCUAUAUCGAUGAUAUUAUUAUUUACUCACAAAAUUUUAAUGAACAUUUAAAACAUAUCGAAGAAGUAUGUUUAUUAUUACAUGAAGCAAAUUUUAAAUCAAAUGUUGAUAAAUGCGAAGUUGCAAGAACAGAAAUAUUAUUUCUUGGACACUUAAUUAAAGCAGGUACUAUUAAACCUGAUCCAGACACCAUCCGUGGUUUGACUGAAACACGUGAACCAACAUCAGCUGAAGAAGCAUUUAGAUUCGUCAAAGCAGCAGAAUAUUACCGAAAAUUUAUUCCAAAAUUUUCUACCAUCGCUGCACCGUUACAUAAAUAUUCUCCAGCAACAGUACAACAACAAAAGAAUAAUAAAAAAUUAAAAUUUGAACUAUCUGCUGAAGCUAGAACAGCAUUCCACCAACUCAAGAAAAUAUUAACAACUGAUCUUAUUCUUGAUUUUCCUGAUGAUACAUUAACAUUUAAAUUACAAACUGAUGCUUCUGUAGAUGGAAUUGGCGCUGUCCUAUUACAAAUUACUCCGAAUGGUGAUCGACCAUUAGCAUAUAUGUCAAAGAAAUUAACAAAAACACAAACUAAUUGGCCGACAAUUGAACAGGAAUGUUAUGCAGUAGUACAAGCAAUAGAAAAAUGGGACAAAUAUCUUCGUGGACAUGAAUUUAUAUUAGAAACUGAUCAUGAACCAUUAAUUCAUUUUUCAAACAAAGAACAAUUAAAUAAAAGAUGUGAACGAUGGCGAUUAAAAUUAGCUGAAUAUCGAUUUAAGAUGGGUAUUGCUAUGACCACUUCCGGUGGUUUCAUCGGAUAUUCUGGUGGUAGAUGA